AUGCUGGACAUGAGCGAGGCCCGCGCGCAGCCGCCCCGCAGCCCCAUGGCGCACGUGGAGGACUCGGACUCGGACGCGCCGCCGUCGCCCGCCGGCUCCGAGGGGCCGGGCCGGGCGGCGGGCGCGGGCGCGGGCGGCGACGCGGCGGACGAGCGCUUCCCGGCCUGCAUCCGCGACGCGGUGUCCCAGGUGCUGCGCGGCUACGACUGGAGCCUGGUGCCGCUGCCGGUGCGCGGCGGGGGCGGCGCGCUCAAGGCCAAGCCGCACGUGAAGCGGCCGAUGAACGCCUUCAUGGUGUGGGCGCAGGCGGCGCGCCGCAAGCUGGCGGACCAGUACCCGCACCUGCACAACGCGGAGCUCAGCAAGACGCUGGGCAAGCUGUGGCGCUUGCUGAGCGAGAGCGAGAAGCGCCCGUUCGUGGAGGAGGCCGAGCGGCUGCGCCUGCAGCACAAGAAGGACCACCCCGACUACAAGUACCAGCCCCGGCGCAGGAAGAGCCAGAAGCCCGGCCAGGGCGACGCCGACGCCAGCGCCGUGUACAAGGCCGACCACACAGGGCAGACCCACGGGCCACACCCGCCCACCACCCCCAAGGCCGACCUGCCGCUGGCCGGCGGAGGCCGGCAGGAGCUGAAGCUGGAAGGGCGCCGCCUGGUGGACAGUGGGCGGCAGAACAUCGACUUCAGCAACGUGGACAUCUCGGAGCUGAGCAGCGAGGUCAUGGGCAACAUGGACACUUUCGACGUCCACGAGUUUGACCAGUACCUGCCCCUCAACGGCCACUCGGCUGUGCCCGCGGAGCCUGGCCAGGCCAGCGCCAGCGCCUACGGGGGCGCCUCCUACUCGCACUCGGGGGCGGCCAGCGUGGGCGCGUCCCCUGUGUGGGCCCCCAAGGGAGCCCCGUCCGUCUCCGCCUCGCCCCCCGAGGCCGGCCCGCCUCGGCCGCACAUCAAGACGGAGCAGCUGAGCCCCAGCCACUACAGCGACCAGCCGCACGGCUCGCCCAGCCGCGCCGACUACGGCUCCUACGGCACGCAGGCCAGCGGCCCCGCGGCUUCGCCCGUGGCCGCCGCUGGCUCCUUUGCCAGCGCGCAGUGUGACUACACCGACCUGCAGGCCUCCGGCUACUACAGCCCGUACCCCGGCUACCCGUCCAGCCUCUACCAGUACCCCUACUUCCACUCGUCCCGGCGGUCCUAUGCCUCCCCGCUGCUCAACGCGCUGUCCGUGCCACCGGCACACAGCCCCGCCAGUAACUGGGACCAGCCCGUGUACACCACCCUGACCAGGCCCUGAGCCCAGCAAGUGCCUGCCAGGGUGUGCCGGAAG
Lepus europaeus (European hare) is the source of this 1329-nucleotide messenger RNA. It is a transcript of the gene SOX8, whose product is annotated as SRY-box transcription factor 8. Gene Ontology annotation, cellular component: nucleus. Lineage: Eukaryota; Metazoa; Chordata; Mammalia; Lagomorpha; Leporidae. Gene Ontology annotation, molecular function: DNA-binding transcription factor activity, RNA polymerase II-specific; RNA polymerase II cis-regulatory region sequence-specific DNA binding. Gene Ontology annotation, biological process: negative regulation of transcription by RNA polymerase II; peripheral nervous system development; enteric nervous system development. The record is from RefSeq and is a predicted model, not a curated record.